AUAUAUGUUAAAAAAUAUAGGAAAAUCACAGCUAUCGUAACUAUCGAUAGCUCAGCUGUUGCCAAAUAUCGUGACUCACAAUUGGUCUAAUAGGAGACUUUUGUUUACAUUUUUUUUAACUCCAAUACUCGCAGUGCGCAGCAAUUUAUUUGCAACUGGCCACAAAAUGAGUUGCUUUGGUUGCAGCCGCAAAUAUGGUCUCUUCUGCAAAGAGUACGGUUGUCCCAACUGCGGCUAUUCCUACUGCGCCAAAUGUCUGAAGCGUCCGAUGGCGGUGCCACGGCAAGCCAACAAGGUGCUCAACGUUUGUCUCAUCUGCUAUGACAAGUUGUCCAAAAUGCAGGCGGUCGCCGAUGCCGAGAAAGUGAUCGACUGCGAGGCGCUGCCUGGCGAGCUUGUCACUAAGUUGCGACUUCCACCAAAGAGCUCGGACAUUGAGGCAGCCGAUGCGCUUUUCGAUAACGUACUGCCCUCGGAGGAGUUGGCCGCUGUUUUAUCGCCCACCAACCAAACGGUACUUGGCGAGGCAACUCCAGCUCCAACUGCUGCUGCUGUGAGCUCCACAAAUGCCGAGGAUAUUGAUGAGAAUCUGGACAGUGCAAUUAGCAAACGGUUGCAGAAUCUCAAGGCUGUGGCAUCCACAGAUGACGAGAUACGCGCUCGUCUUUCAGAACUGAGUGGCAUGCCACAUCAGAAGAACUAUGAUAAAAAGGAUUUGCUGCUGUCGACGGAUCAACGCAGCGACCAAGAUAAGAUCAAAGAUUUGCUCCAGCAAUUCAUGGGCGAAACGGAGCUCGAUCAGCGCAUCGAUGUGGAGCGCACCGAUGCCAUUUCUGAUAUUGAGAGACGAUUGCGUGCGCUACGCGAUGCACCAAUCGAUGGAGUUGCAAGUGGAAGUGGAGCUGGCAUUGGAGCCAGCACAUCGAACACAAACACGCCCAGCGACAAUGAGGAUGAGAACGAUGAAACGGUGCUGCAAAACAUGAAAAAGUACGUGGCUGAAUCCCAACUGCCAGAAGCAGCAAAUCCUCUGGACGCGGAACUCGGGACGACACCAAUUCCCGUUCCCAAGGCGGAGACUGAGGAGCUGCCCUGGUGCAACAUCUGCAACGAGGAUGCCGUCUUCCGUUGCCGAGGCUGUGAUGGCGAGUUAUUCUGUGCUCAAUGCUAUCGCGAGUGUCACGAUGACGACGAGGAAUAUCGCGCCCAUGUCAAGGAGAAAUACACGGUGCCGCCCAAAUUUAAAGAGAAUCACUUUUAAAUCAAUUCUUUGUGCUACCAAAAACGUUUUGUUGACUUUUAUUUUUUGAGCUUUUGAUAUUUGCUAU
Molecule: messenger RNA, 1328 nt
Organism: Drosophila albomicans
Lineage: Eukaryota; Metazoa; Arthropoda; Insecta; Diptera; Drosophilidae
Product: abscission/NoCut checkpoint regulator
Exons: 4
Coding region: 167-1261 (364 amino acids)
Biological process (GO): mitotic cytokinesis checkpoint signaling; abscission
Cellular component (GO): centrosome; midbody; cleavage furrow
Molecular function (GO): phosphatidylinositol-3-phosphate binding
Source: RefSeq, a predicted model, not a curated record